This is a messenger RNA of Drosophila persimilis, 543 nucleotides long. RefSeq lists its product as uncharacterized. Lineage: Eukaryota; Metazoa; Arthropoda; Insecta; Diptera; Drosophilidae. The record is from RefSeq and is a predicted model, not a curated record. The transcript has 2 exons. The coding region runs from base 1 to 471 and encodes 156 amino acids.
AUGUCUUCACUUAUUUUCGUCUAUUUGGCCAUUUCGCUGGGUUCGGCGUUGGCAGCCGAUUUCAAUCCGUUUCUCGAUCUGGAAUGUGUGGAUUGCAAGGAGGACUGUGGUGUACGAUCGACCGGAAGCAGCUGCCUCUCCCUUGAUCGCCAAAGAGCCCUCAGGACUUUUACUCCGGCAAACGUGACGCGCAUGACCUUGGACCAUUAUCAUCAUCUGCAAAAGUGCAUACCCAAGGACGAGGUCAUAAGAGAGGAGAAGCCCGAUUUCUGCUGUGCCUGGUCGCCGCAGCUGGGCUGCCAAUUGAUCAAGCGGAUCAGUGGCACCCAGAGAACCUGUGAUUCCUGCAAGGCCCUGACCCAGGACUCGCCCGAGAUCGAGCUUUGCCCCUGCAAGGCAGCCCAUGUAAAGCUGUGCAGUGCUCUCCUCCUCCCCAUCCUCAUGAUGGGUAUUAUCUACCCCUACAUUUAGGCAUCCACACCUGAUUGUUCAACAAAGCAGUCCACACACAUUUCUCGCUCGAAUUGGUGUCAAUAAAUCUGU